This is a messenger RNA of Soboliphyme baturini, 465 nucleotides long. The record is from the annotation of a GenBank genome assembly. Lineage: Eukaryota; Metazoa; Nematoda; Enoplea; Dioctophymatida; Soboliphymatidae.
AUGAAGAAAGGCGAACAUAAACGAAGCUUCAUGAAGUGGGAAGAUUUUGAUGAUGUUCAGAUCAUUCGAUUGGACGGCGUUUCAUUUUACUGGAACAGCAGGACGUCUUUAAUAUCGCACCUGGAAGAUAAGUCAGAGAUUAGGGAGGCGUUAGAGAAAGGCAUCGCCAAGUCUGACUAUCUGCCAGCUGAUUAUUGUUACAUCGUUAAUCCGAUUUCGCUCGACGUGAAACUUGUGCUUAACCCAAAGCCAGAAAACGAUGAACCGAAAUUUAGUAUUCCGAAAGCGGAUAUGAUUUUAAAGAUGACCACCGUGUGCAUCAGUGUGCAGAAGUACCAGUAUCAAGACGUGCUUGAAUUUCUUGAAGCUCAGGAAAGAUUCGCUCUGAACGCCAAGUACAGAAAGUAUCGACCGGACGUUGCAGCUUACGCAGGAAAUUCGAAGACUUGGUACGGCAUCUUGUAA